Messenger RNA from Spodoptera exigua (beet armyworm), 1159 nucleotides. Lineage: Eukaryota; Metazoa; Arthropoda; Insecta; Lepidoptera; Noctuidae. The record is from the annotation of a GenBank genome assembly.
UUCAUUCAUUUGUCAUUUCAUUUCACCUCUGACAUUAAAGGGUUGAAGGCACUUGAUUUUCUGUCAUUUUUUGUUGUGACUUGUGUGAGUUUUGUUGUGUAAAAAUCUAAAUUACAAUUAAAUCAAUAUUACUGGUGUAUAAGCAAGUUGUAAAUAGGUUAUAACAAUGACGGAAGUUUUGCCAGUUGAAGAAAACAGAGAAGACCGUGUGGCAUCUAUUCUAAAGGGCUUUCAAGUGAACUGGAUGAACUUGCGAGAUGCAGAUACUGGCAAGAUCCUUUGGCAGAAUAGCGAAGACAUGUCAAACCCUGACAUAGAGCAUGAGGCACGCGUGCCUAAGCGCAUCCUGAAGUGCCGCGUCGUGUCUCGAGAAAUGAACUUCAGCUCCAUAGAAUCUAUGGACCGGUUCCGUUUAGAACAGAAAGUUCUAUUCAAAGGUCGAUGCUUAGAGGAAUGGUUCUUCGAGUUUGGCUUCGUGAUCCGCAAUUCUACAAACACGUGGCAGUCUGUUAUCGAGUCUGCUCCUGAAUCUCAGAUGAUGCCAGCUAAUGUACUCAAUGGUAACGUCGUCAUUGAAACAAAGUUUUUUGAUGGAGAUCUGCUGAUUACAACAUCGCGCGUCCGGCUGUUCUACAUUUAAUGUGUAUGCACCACAAACAAAGCAUUUACUAGUCAAACCUACUUUUAAUGCAUUUCCUCUACAACUCUAUUUAGUUUGUUUAUGACUCGUUACUAUAUGUCAUCCAUUUGGUUCAAAAUCACAAGUGACCUUAAAUUGGGUUUCAAAAUUAGUCCCUGUUGAUUUUUAAAGGCUUACAAGUAAUUUUUAAAUAAAUAACGAUGCAUUCCUUUACUUAAUUAACUAAUAAUCUCAAAUGACCCAUGUAAGCCUUUAAAAAUGGAAAAUGUCAAUUGUAAAAGUAUUUCUAUACUUACUGUACCUACCUAUUUGUAACUUUUGUAUUAUUUUUAUAAGAAGCAUUUCUCUAUUGUACCUAAGUAAUAGCUGCGGAUUUUUGUACUGUUAUAAUAAUAGUGAUUAAUUUAUUGACCUAAAACACUUAUGCAUCUCAAACUUGCUUUGUCAAAGCACUUUUAGAAUAAAUGAUAUUUUGUUUAAGAAAUUUUAUGAGUAUUUAGUAAAUAUCACAAAACCCGG